This is a messenger RNA of Dichotomopilus funicola, 858 nucleotides long. RefSeq names its product ClpP/crotonase-like domain-containing protein. NCBI's taxonomy places the organism in Eukaryota, Fungi, Ascomycota, Sordariomycetes, Sordariales, Chaetomiaceae. The record is from RefSeq and is a predicted model, not a curated record. The transcript is spliced from 3 exons. Gene Ontology annotation, molecular function: delta(3,5)-delta(2,4)-dienoyl-CoA isomerase activity. Gene Ontology annotation, cellular component: mitochondrion. The coding region runs from base 1 to 858 and encodes 285 amino acids.
AUGGCCCUCCCCGCCUACGCCUCCUACCAAUACUUCACCACCACCCAACCGCGCCCCCUCAUCGCCCACGUCGAAAUCAACCGCGCCUCCAAACUCAACGCCUUCCACGAAGCCAUGUGGCUCGAGCUGCGCUCCGUCUUCACGCAACUCUCCACAGACCCAGACGUCCGCGCCAUAGUGCUCUCGGGCGCCGGCGACCGCGCGUUUACGGCUGGAUUGGACGUGCAAGCCGCUAGUGAGGGUGGGGUUCUCAGCAGUGAUGGGGAAGCGGCCAACUUGGAUCCGGCGAGGAAGGCGGCUGCGUUGAGACGGUAUGUGGCGGAGUUUCAGGGAUGUAUUUCGGCGGUUGAGAGGUGUGAGAAGCCCGUCAUCUGCGUAAUGCAUGGCAUCGCUCUGGGCCUCGCGAUCGACAUCGCCUGCUGCGCCGACAUCCGGCUCUGCGCGCGUGACACACGGUUCGCCGUCAAAGAAGUCGACAUCGGGCUAGCAGCAGACAUCGGCACGCUUGCGCGGCUGCCCAAAGCCGUGGGGUCACAGUCGUGGGUCAAAGACGUGUGUCUGACGGCGCGGGACUUCAGCGCGGCGGAGGCGUUGGCCGUGGGGUUUGUGAGCCAGGUGUUGGAUUCCAAGGCCGCCGCGUUGGGGGUGGGGUUGAAGACAGCGGCUUUUAUCGCGGAGAAGAGUCCGGUUGCUGUGCAGGGGACUAAGGAGUUGUUGAAUCAUGCGAGGGAUCAUACGGUGGAGGAUAAUCUUAGGUAUACUGGUGUGUGGAAUGCGGCGGCGCUCCAGACCAACGACGUGCCGGCGGCUCUCAUGUCGGUGCUCCAGAAGCGGAAGCCGACGUUUGAGAAAUUGUGA